GGUCUAAACUAGUCACGAGCACCAUCACGUGAAAAAUGACGGACAGAUACUCAACCAACCAAAUUUGAUCUUUAGUAAACAGGAAGAAAAAAAACCAACCAAACUACUGAAGGACUUUAGAAUAAUAAGCACUAAUAAGUUAAGGAAGAGGUAUAGAAAUUAUCUAAAACAUAAUAAUCAUGACUUUAGCUACUGAAUUUGCCGAGACUACCCGUCGUUCAGCUACUCAAGCAGAUUUAAGUAAAAGAGUAUUACAUUUAUAUCGUAAAUAUAUGAGAAAUUCUAAAGAAUUUUGUGAUAUAUAUGAAUUAGAUAUGCCAGUAGCUAAUGUUAAAACUAAGAUUAGACAAGAAUUUGAAAGACAAAGAUAUGUUGGAGAUUUAGAUACUGCCAAUAUAUUAUUGGCUAAAGGUCAAAUGGAAUUUCAAGAAUUAAUAAACUUUUGGAAACAACAAUGUCAUGUAUUAAGAUAUUUUGAUGAUCAAAAUAGAUAUAAUAUUGUUGAUAAGAAUGAUUUCGUAAGAAACUUCUUAAGAGGUAAUUAAAUUUAAUAAGAUGCCUCAUUGUAUUAUAGAAAUUUGGCAUGCCCAUUAAUAUCAAAAUUUUGCAUUUUCCUUUCCUUUCCUUUCCUUUCAUAUACUAUACUAUACUAUACUAUACUAUACUAUACUAUACUAUACAUUUGUAUACAAUACAUUAGUAUACAAUUAGUACACUAUCCUUUUACCUCAAUUAUAUACAUUAGUAUUUAUUCGUCAUAUUUAAAAUUUAUAUUCAAAUACAAAUG
Molecule: messenger RNA, 787 nt
Organism: Scheffersomyces amazonensis
Lineage: Eukaryota; Fungi; Ascomycota; Pichiomycetes; Serinales; Debaryomycetaceae
Exons: 1
Coding region: 180-545 (121 amino acids)
Biological process (GO): response to oxidative stress
Source: RefSeq, a predicted model, not a curated record